Endocarpon pusillum Z07020 is the source of this 1557-nucleotide messenger RNA. RefSeq lists its product as uncharacterized. Lineage: Eukaryota; Fungi; Ascomycota; Eurotiomycetes; Verrucariales; Verrucariaceae. Bases 1 to 1557 code for a protein of 518 amino acids. Gene Ontology annotation, biological process: methylation. The record is from RefSeq and is a predicted model, not a curated record. Gene Ontology annotation, molecular function: nucleic acid binding. Gene Ontology annotation, cellular component: cytoplasm. The transcript has a single exon.
AUGUCGAUGGACUACCUCAUCCGUCUCGUCCAAAUGCACGAAGACUUCCGCCUCGCCGAAAUCCGCUGUCUCGCCUCCUACUUCCGCAUCGAAAUAGACAUAGUCUCCUACUCAAAGAACUCUCCCUUCUUGAUCCUUCGCAUCCUUUCCUACCCAGCUUCCAAGUUCACCUCACCAAAUGUGGCAGCCAAAGCCCUAAUAUCCCGCUCCGUUCUCUCUCUAGGGAUACACGAGUUGUGGGGCAUGGCCCCCAAAGUCGAAGGAGUUGCAACAUACGCCGCUCUCCACGCCGACGUGCAAACGAGGACAAACUCAGGAAUCUGGGCCAAGUACAAGAAAGCCAGCUUCAGAUUCUCCGUCGACGCCUAUUGCGGAAAGCGAUCUCCAGCCGAGCAAACCGAGAUCAUCAACGGCUUCCGCUAUCUCGGCUUCGAAGGGCCAAUUCGAAUGCAGAACCCAGAGGUCGAGUUCACCGCUUUUGAGGAGUGGAACCUGAGCUUUAAUCCCAAUCACUCACGCAAACAACACCCGGACCUUACAUCACAAUCACUAGUGGAUGAACCUUUCCCUGAUAACCAUCCCACUCCUCAGCACGACCCUCAGACCCUCUAUUUCGGCCGCCUCAUCUCCUCCUCGCCUCGUCACCAUCUGAUAAUGAAACACGAUCUAAAACGCCGCCCUUACAUCUCUACCACCUCCAUGGACGCCACUCUCGCCCUUGUAAGCGCCAAUCUCGCCCACGCGGGGCCAGGGCGUAUGCUCUAUGAUCCCUUCGUCGGGACUGGUGGAUUUUUGGUGGCGGCCGCGGAACUCGGGGCGUGUGUCUGGGGUAGUGAUAUCGAUGGGCGGAGUUUUCGUGGGGCGGGAAGAGGGAAGGGAGGGAGUGAUGGGAAGGUUGGGAAGAAGAAAGGUGGGAAGGGGGGUGUUUGGAGAAACUUCGAGGAGUAUGGACUCGGAGACUUGUUCGGGGAUUGUUUUAUCUGUGAUUUGAUCAACACUCCGCUGCGAACGAAUGAUGGCAAUGGAUGGCUCGACGGCAUAAUCUGUGAUCCACCUUAUGGCGUACGCGAGGGUUUGAGAAUCCUAGGAAAUAGGGAGCCAAGAACUGAUCGAAUUCCGAUUAUGGUUGAUGGUGUACCGGCGCAUACUUUGCCUGGCUAUGUAGCGCCGAAGAAGCCCUACUCGUUCGAGCGCAUGUUGGAUGAUAUUCUGGCGUUUGCUGCGGACACGUUGGUGACGGAUGGGAGGUUAGCGUUCUGGAUGCCAAGUGCAAAUGAGGAUGAUGAGGAGCUUGCAAUACCAAAGCGUGUCGAACUGGAGUUGGUGGAGUGCUGCGUGCAGCGGUUUCAUAGGUGGAGUAGGAGGUUGCUUGUGUAUCGGAGGAGGAGAAAGGAAGAAUUGAAAGAGCUUGACGUCAAUGGGUCUGGUCAGGAUGAUGAGAAGCUCAAGGAGCUUGCAAAUGGAAAGACCGCGUCGGAUUUAAAUCCGUUUAGGAGGAAGUACUUUCAAGGAUUUCGGACACGAGAUAUAAUACCCACAAGAACGCGAGCGCUAUGA